Messenger RNA from Physeter macrocephalus (sperm whale), 2069 nucleotides. RefSeq names its product ankyrin repeat and zinc finger peptidyl tRNA hydrolase 1 (gene ANKZF1). NCBI's taxonomy places the organism in Eukaryota, Metazoa, Chordata, Mammalia, Artiodactyla, Physeteridae. The record is from RefSeq and is a predicted model, not a curated record.
CGGUUGGUUAAGGAACCUCAGUGAUUUUAAUUCUGUUGCACUGGAUUUGGUUGCUGAAUGCGCCCCCAUUUCCCUCUUGUGUGGUCCGAGACUGGGUGGUGUGAGAAAGCGGGCUGGGGUCACGUAUUAACCCCUGUCACCAGGGUGAGGGCCGUGGUGCCUUGCGGCGUGGGGGAGACAAAGUCAUGCUGGCGGGAGACGCGGAAUAGGAUCUUGCUUUGGGGAGCUCUGUUUCUUAACCGCCUUAAUGCUCAGCCAUGUCGCCGGCUGCAGGUGCAGCCCAGGCUUCUGUGUCGGUCUCCCUGUUUGACCUCAAGGCGUAUACUCCGGUCCUUCAGGGCCUGCGCCUGGUGAGCCACGCUCCCGGGGAGGCUCUGUCCCAGGCUCUGCAGAUUUCCUGUCCAGGUUCAGGGGAGAGAAUAAGCCCAGAAAGAAAACCACUCCAGGGUCCUCUGGAUAUUUCAGAGAAGUUGUUUUGUUCAACCUGUGACCAGACCUUCCAGAACCACCAGGAACAGAGGGAACAUUAUAAGCUUGACUGGCAUUGGUUUAACCUAAAGCAGCAUCUCAAGGACAAGCCUCUCCUGUCUGCCCUGGACUUUGAAAAGCAGAGCUCCACAGGAGAUCUUUCCAGCAUCUCAGGAUCAGAAGACUCGGACUCAGCCAGUGAGGAGGACUUGCAGAUACUGGAUGAGGAGAGGGCUGAGUUUGAGAAGCCUAACCGACCCCGAGGCUUGCGCCCCCAUUGGGUUCUUUUCCAAAAUGCCCAGGGCCAGUUUCUUUAUGCCUAUUGCUGUGUCCUAGGCCCUCGCCAGGUGCCCCCAGAAGAAUCAGAACUGCUGCUACGGAACCUGCAAAGUGGAGGUCCCAGGGACUGCGUGGUGCUCAUGGCUGCCGCUGGGCACUUUGCUGGUGCUGUUUUCCAAGGACAAGAAGUGUUGACACACAAAACCUUUCACCGCUGCACAGUGUGGGCCAAGUGGGGCACAGCCCAGGGGCUUCGGGAUGCCCAGGGUGCGGCUUCCCGCUCUGCUGGAGCCAACCUGAGGCGCUACAGUGAAGACAUGCUAUAUAAGGAUGUUCGCGACCUGCUGGCAGGGCCAGACUGGGCUAAGGUGCUGGAGAAGGCUGGGGCCAUACUGAUGCGUUCACCCAGCUCUGGCCGGUCCUUGUUCUUUGGAGGCCAUGAGGCUCCCCUGCAACGUGGGGAUCCCUCACUUUGGGAUAUCCCCCUCGCUAGCCGCAGACCCACCUUCCAAGAGCUACAGCGUGUGCUCCAUAAGCUGACCACCUUGCAUGUCCAUGGAGAAGACCCCCGGGAGACAAGUCGGUUGGAUUUACCUCAGACAUACUGGAAGACAGUGAGAGAAAGGAAGGCCAUUGAGGAAGAAAGAAAGGUCCGCAGUGAUGAACAUGAGGCACUCGGGCGGAAUGAGGAAGCUCCCAAACAGGGUUCAGAGUCAGAGGGAGAGGAUGGCUCCCAGGUAGAGUUGGAGCUAGCAGAGGUGACACUGGGGACACUGGAUCUUCGUGAAUUUGAGGGACUGGACUCCCGGACCCAGCCACCGUACACAGCUGCAGCUGACAAGUCAACACGUGAUGAGUUCCGGAGGUUCAUGGAGAAGAAUCCAGAUACUUAUGAUUACAGCAAAGCUCAGGUGCCAGGGCCACUGACAGCAGAAAUGGAGGUGCGGCAGGCCGCUCGGAAAAGGGGGCGGAAGGCAGCCCGGCGGCCCCGGGAGGAGCGGCCCCGGGAGGAGCGGCCCCGGGAGGAGCGGCCGGAGCAGGUGGGAGCCAGAGAGCAGCGGAGAUUUGCUGCUCUCAGCGACUGAGAGAAGGGAGCUCUGGCUGCAGAGCGCCGACUGGCUGCCCAUUUGGGAGCCCCUACCCCUCAGGUCGCCGACCCUGCCAUCAUCAAUGUUCGACGCCACUGGAGCUGUGGGACAUCCCUCCAAGGCCUCAUAGUCCCUUUCACUACUUUGACUUCUUUCCGCUCCACACGCUGCCUCCAGGAUCAUCGCUGUCGGGCUGGGAAGCCCUCUUCCUGAUCUCUUACAGCUCCACCUGGG